AUGGCCUUCCAGCAGUUCAAGACCUUCCAGCCUGGGGCCUCUACAGAAGAAUUGUUCAGCUACGACAAGCACAAGGGCCGGUGGUGCCUCUCCGGCGUUUCCUGUGCCAGCUCGGAUGCCGUUCACCCUUUGGAUGCCUCCUUGGGGAACCAUCAAUGGCGUGUCGUGGCGGUCAGCGAUUUUGAUGCCGUCUUCGAGGCCCGAGGCGCUAAGCCGAACGCUGCAAGGCUCGCGGGCGCAAAGCCAGAGCCUCCUACUCUCAUCAAGUUCGGAGCUGAAGACCCUGAGUAUGCGGAAGAGUGCAAGGAUGAGUCGCAUCCUGGGUCAGCGGACUUUAACCGCAACAAGAUGAACGAAGUUGCGGAAGGACUCGACGACGAGAACCCAUGCAAGUACGUUUAUGGCAAGCCACCAAAAGACAAGGACUUGAAAGAGGUGGAGGGUAUGGGCUUCUGGAAAGCUAUCAAGGGCGAGCCCUCCCAGCCAGGCGUCUCCUACAAAGACGUGAAGGAAUGUGCCGACGAGGAAGGCGAACGAGAACUCAAUCUGGCAAAGAACGCCAAGCUCUUUUUCAACAAGAUGAAAGCAAUUCCUGGAGCGUUUCGGCUGGCUGCGAAAAUUAGCGCAGCUGUGCCGGAUAUGGUUGCGGCACCUUUUGGUGCUGGAAUCCAAACCAAAGUUGGCGAGAUAACAAAGACGAUAGGCAACGUCGCGGAGCAGAUAAAGGCGACCAAGAUCAAGGUGGACAAAAUGACGAAGAAAAACAAGGCAGCUGAGGAGAAGAAAAACUCCUGCCAGCCGGCGGAGCUCGGUUUUGCUCGGGUCUUCUGUGACCUGCACUGUAUCAGAGACUCGGUGAGGAAGGGUGACAACGCCAUUCUCCGCGCCAUCGAGGGUGCGGUGGACGUCGUGGGCCAAAACACGCAGCUACUCCUGGAGCACUAUGUGGCUCGCCUGUCUUUCAGUAUCAUGUUCUCACCGUGA
This is a messenger RNA of Symbiodinium natans, 984 nucleotides long. Lineage: Eukaryota; Dinophyceae; Suessiales; Symbiodiniaceae. The record is from the annotation of a GenBank genome assembly.